Molecule: messenger RNA, 1358 nt
Organism: Cutaneotrichosporon oleaginosum
Lineage: Eukaryota; Fungi; Basidiomycota; Tremellomycetes; Trichosporonales; Trichosporonaceae
Source: RefSeq, a predicted model, not a curated record
CAGUGUAUCCCGCCACCCGCCAAAGUCGAGGAAAUCCUGCUGACACAUUUCUUCUGUAUCUCGCCCCGCCCCGCCCCGCCCCCCUCGUUCAACACACUUGCCUUCUUCUUCUUUCCCACCUUAGACAUCAAGAUGUACGGCGCCCCCCGUUCCGGAAACUGCUUCAACUGUGGCCAGCGUGCGUGUGGUGUGGUGUGUGGUGUGACUGGUAGCAGGGGGCCUUCCUUUACGUGUGGGAUUGCCGCUCUGCUGCCAUGUCGUUGCGUUUCUGUUGUGGGGUCGUGUCAUCGCCGGGGCAGAUCCCCGUCGUGUGUCGUGCUGUGUACGGGUGUGGCGAGCGAGCGCGAAGGCGUGGAGCGAGCUAUUAGCCAGUACAUAGCGCCUUUCUCCCCCACCGUCUCCCUGCUCAUAUCUAUGAGUGGCUGGCCCGGUCGGGGCGGACCACAUGCACAUGUCGAUCAUCUCCCUCAUGUUAAUGGCUCUGCGACCCCGCAAUUCCCGCAAUCAACACGCGCCCUGCGUCAUGACAUCUCAACUAACUUUUAAGCCGGCCACAUCGCCCAGGUCUGCCCUGACGCUGGCGUCCCCACCUGCUACUCGUGUGGCCAGGCCGGCCACCUCAGCCGCGAGUGCCCCCAGCCCAAGCCCAAGGCUUGCUACACCUGCGGCCAGGAGGGCCACCUCUCCUCGGCCUGCCCCCAGGGCCCCGCCGCCUCUGGCUUCGGCGGCCCCGCCGGCGGCGAGUGCUACCGCUGCGGCAAGCCCGGCCACAUCGCCCGCCUCUGCCCCGAGAGCGGUGACGGAGCCGGCUACGGCGGCGGCUACGGCGGCGGUGGCUUCGCUGGCGGCGCCGGCGGCGGCGGCUUCGGCUCCAAGUCGUGCUACACCUGCGGCGGUGUCGGCCACAUCUCGCGCGACUGCCCCUCGGGCGGCGGCGGCCGCUUCGGCGGUGGUGCCGGCGGCGCCGGCGGCUUCGGCUCGCGCAAGUGCUACAACUGUGGCCAGGAUGGCCACAUCUCGCGCGACUGCCCCCAGGAGCAGGGCCGCACUUGCUACGGCUGCGGCCAGGUCGGCCACAUCAACGCCAACUGCCCCGCCAACCAGCAGGCCCCCGCCGCUUAAUUGCCUGAGCUGAGCUGAGCGCGCGGCGGCGCAACGAGCGACGAGCGAGUGCGAGUUGUCCAGUUGUGAAGCGAAGAAGAUCAUGCCACCACUAUCCGACCGAACUGAAUCCAUCUGAAUCCGAUCCCGACCCAUGUCGCACUGUACAUUUUCAGCCGACUUUUAAACCUUUCUUUUCUUUGCCCUCCUCCUUUUCCCCAUUCAUGUGUUUCAUCUCUAGUCGUUCCGUUAUCCGU